CUGUAAUAGCGCUCUGAUAGAGAGGGUCUCGGAGAGAAAGCGCAUGGUGAUCAGGAGGAUUUCUGCAGAGCGCUGCCAGUAGGCUUAGUGAUUGUAUAGAUCAAGACAUUGCAGAGUGUAUAGAAAGAUACCAAGAUGCUGAAGAACUGCGGGAGAAAGUUGCUGUUGUCCCUGGUGGGCGCUACGUUGACCUGCCUGCUGGUGCUGGUGGUGGAUCAGCAGACUCAUCGUUCCGUAGAGGUCCAGGCUGGAGAAGAGUCUGAUGUUCCUGCCACCCCCUUGGUUCCCGGGUCAUCUCAACCCAAGACUACAGAGCAAGAAGCCAAUAGUCAGGACGUGGCCAAAGACCCCAGGUCCUUUUCUGCUUAUUUCAACAAGCUGACCAGGGUGAGAAGGGACAUCGACCAGGUGGCAACCCCUUCUACAGCAGAAGCGACCAAACCUAAAGUGGUGGAAGAGAUCGCAGCUCAAGACGUCUUCAUAGCUGUGAAGACCACCAAGAAGUUCCACCGGUCAAGGAUGGAUCUGCUGAUGGACACAUGGAUCUCCAGAAAUAAAGAGCAGACUUUUAUCUUCACGGAUGGAGAGGAUGAAGAGCUUCAAAAUAAGACAGGAAAUGUGAUCAGCACAAACUGCUCUGCCGCUCACAGCCGCCAGGCUCUCUCCUGCAAAAUGGCCGUGGAGUAUGACAAGUUCAUAGAGUCUAACAUGAAGUGGUUCUGCCAUGUCGAUGACGAUAACUACGUUAACAUCCAAACUCUGGUGAAACUCCUUUCUCGCUUUUCCCACACCGAUGACAUUUAUAUUGGGAAGCCCAGCUUAGACCGUCCCAUUCAGGCAACUGAGCGGAUCAGCGAGAAUCAAAUGCGUCCGGUCAAUUUCUGGUUUGCCACUGGAGGUGCCGGCUUCUGCAUUAGCCGUGGGCUUGCACUGAAAAUGAGUCCUUGGGCAAGUGGAGGAAAUUUCAUGAACACUGCCGAAAAGAUACGUCUUCCUGAUGACUGUACGAUUGGUUACAUCAUCGAGUCUGUCCUGGGGGUGAAGUUAAUCCGCAGUAACCUCUUCCAUUCCCACUUGGAGAAUUUGCACCAAGUUCCUCAAAGUGAAAUUCACAAUCAGGUCACAUUAAGUUAUGGAAUGUUUGAAAACAAGACAAACGCCAUUCUGAUGAAGGGAGCAUUUUCUGUUGAAGAAGAUCCUUCACGGUUCCGAUCUAUUCACUGCCUGCUAUAUCCAGAUACUCCCUGGUGCCCGCAGACUAAAACUUAUUAGAAGACUUCACAUCUUCUGAAAACCUCGUCCCAAGUUUCCCUGGUAUCCAAAGGGCUUGUGGGACCUGUACGUCGUUCUUGCUGUGAUCGUCACGUGAUUUUGUUAUUUUUUUUUAUUUUUAAUGCUGUGCGUAACACACAGCGUUUUUGGUCCAUAGGCUGCUGUGCGGCCGAUUUUUUUUAAUUUUUUUGCUCUUUCGCUCUGCCUGCGUAGAAGGUGGGAUUGUGCUUCUACAGAGCAGUGGCUUCUCCUCCCGUGGCAGAUGGAGAUGGGACUUCCUGGAAGAGAGACUGAAUAUUGAAGCUCUUACGGUCCCUUUAGGGCCACAUUGCUCAUCGAUAGCUUAAAUGCUCUUUUUAUAUCUAUGUAUGUUUGUAUGUAUAUGUGUGUGUAUAUAUUUUUGUAUAUACAUACAUAUAUGCUUAGCAGUGUCUGCAAUUCUCAUAGAAUGUAAGCUGAGGACCUGCGUGCUAAAAUUACUGCCUAUCUUUGUUGUGUGCUACCCAUAGCUACAUUUAUCUGUGCUGAUUUUAACCCUUUGGGUGCCCACUAUUUCUAUAGCACUUAAAGGGUUAAAUGAAAAUGCACCCCCCUCCCCAACAAGGGCAAGAAGAGGGUUUUAACCCAACGAGGGGAUUAAUAAUUGAAAUCAGGGAUAUUUUUUGCAUCCUGAUUUCAAUUAUGCACAAAAAAAACCCUGAUACUAUUAGAAAUAUAAAAAACAAAUAACGGGAGAGAACAUCCGUUGCAAAAAAUUUACAAAAUAUCUAUUUUUCCUGCCUAUGGAAGACAAGACUUUGGUCUUAAAAAUGUAUUCUCCGUCUUUACUGCCAAGGCUCUCUAGACUCCGGAUUGGCAUCCAGAUGAAGGCUUCAUCGCUCUCUCCCGUUUUUUUUUAAAAAAUAUUGUUAACCGUUAAUUUACCGCUUGCAUAGGGGGAUACGGUUCAAUAUAACCACUGUUUGCUUGGUAUAAAAAAAAAAAUGAAACAAACUUAAUAUAUGUAAUCUACCAGAAAACAGGGAAACUGUAUUUCUCUGGGGUGGCAUUAUUCCAUCCUUUUGGGGGGGGUAAUGCCUUUUCUGGCCCCCCACUGAUAGUAAGCUUUUUAAAGUAUUUGCCGCACUUUGAUAUACAAAGCUACUGUGUGUAUGCGAUUUAAUUCCGAGCUGGGCUCUUUAACAGCACCUUUUUGUUGCCUGCCCUGAAAGAGGUGACGACAAUGGUUCAGAGACUAUAAUUCUCUUGCUAACAAGCCUCCGAUUCUCUCUGGCAGAGAAUGUGUCAAUUGGGGGGGGGGGUGACUUUGAAAUUCAGAUUCGCUAAAUUAUACCGAAACAGAAGCCUUUGAUGCUUAAAAAAUAUAAAAAAAAAUCACCUCUUUCAGUGGAAAAAAAAAAAAAUAAAUCUGUAGAAAAUGUGGGUUUUUUGUUAAAAAAUACUAUACCUGUUGGUUCACCUUUCCACUCUGGAAAUAAUACAGGAAUAUAGUUAAUUUUUUUUUCUAAUUUUUAAUUAAAAAUUGUAAUUCUUAUUAUUAUUUUCAGCACUUGUUCGACUGACCAAAAUAGCAUAACCCACAUUUUCUUACAGAAGUUGGCAACUUCAAGGUGACACUUAAUCAGGGUUAUAGAAUAAUUUGCCCAUAAUGGGCAUGUCUGUAAAUAGUUUAAAGAAACAGUAUUUAUUACUGUGCGUAAUAUAAGAACAAAUUUUCUUUAUGCAUAUGAUUUUAUUUUCUGUGGAUCAGAAAACGUACUGCCGAUGAAUUAAGAAUUGUUAUACGUUUUUAAAAGAGUUUGUAUUUUAUUGCCCCAGUAUCUGGGGUUUUAUUGAUAUAUAUAUAUAUAUAUAUAUAUAUAAUUUGAUGGAUUUUUAUGUCUAAAUGGAUAAUUAACAAUUGUGCUCAGGGAAUUAUACCUGGUGUCAGGGUGAUUCUGUGGUCUAUUAUGGCUUAAAAAAAUAAAGCAUUUUCUUUUUGCUGAAA
Molecule: messenger RNA, 3259 nt
Organism: Spea bombifrons (plains spadefoot toad)
Lineage: Eukaryota; Metazoa; Chordata; Amphibia; Anura; Pelobatidae
Gene: LFNG
Product: LFNG O-fucosylpeptide 3-beta-N-acetylglucosaminyltransferase
Exons: 8
Coding region: 136-1272 (378 amino acids)
Biological process (GO): pattern specification process; regulation of Notch signaling pathway
Cellular component (GO): Golgi membrane
Molecular function (GO): O-fucosylpeptide 3-beta-N-acetylglucosaminyltransferase activity
Source: RefSeq, a predicted model, not a curated record